Messenger RNA from Pogona vitticeps (central bearded dragon), 3123 nucleotides. It is a transcript of the gene ANKDD1B, whose product is annotated as ankyrin repeat and death domain containing 1B. Gene Ontology annotation, biological process: signal transduction. NCBI's taxonomy places the organism in Eukaryota, Metazoa, Chordata, Lepidosauria, Squamata, Agamidae. The record is from RefSeq and is a predicted model, not a curated record. Gene Ontology annotation, molecular function: protein binding.
CUGGCUGAUGGCCCUGGAGCGCCAGAUGUCCCAUUCAUACACGACGGGUUUUUAACGCCAGAUCUUUCCUUUUUUACUAACUAGUUUCUGCCAGUUCCUUCUGCGCCAAACUACACAUUAUCUUAUCUAGCUGGAGGAGCGACUUAAACCAUACGCUCGCACUGCAGGCAGGGCGGGUCUCUCCGCGGUUUGUUUGGAGGCGAGGAGUCGCCUCUGGAAAGCGCCGCCUCCCUCUUACUCGCGCGUUGUCCUCCACAGGCAGCGGGAUGGAAGAAACCUGGAGCCGCGCCAUCAAAGGGCUGACGGGGUUCAUGGGCUCCCUGAACCGGAGCCCCAAAGAAGACGGCAGUCCUCAGGCAGCGGCCGCGGCGGAGGCGGCCAACGCGGAGACGUUGCUACCGGAUGAAAAAGAAUUUCAUCAUGCUGCUAAAACUAAUAAUCUGGACACUAUGGAAAGACUGUUCAGGAAAAAUGUUAAUAUUAAUGCUGUAGAUACUCUGAAGCGCACAGCUCUCCAUUUUGCUGUUGCUGGAAAUCAUAUAUCUGCUGUGGACUUCCUUCUCCAUCAUAAAGCUAGAGUUGAUAUUGCUGAUAAGCAUGGACUUUCUGCGAUUCAUCUUGCUGCUUGGUCUGGAAACCUGGAGAUAAUGCUCAUGUUAAUUAAAGCAGGUGCAGAUCAAAAAGCUAAGAACAAGGAAGGAAAGAAUGUCCUGCAUUUUGCUGCUCAGAACAAUAAUGUUAGGAUAGUGGAUUAUUUUAUCCAAGAUCUUCACCUGUUGGACCUUAAUAAGCCUGAUGAGAAAGGUAGAAAGCCAUUCCAUCUGGCAGCUGAAAUGGGCCAUGCGGAACUGGUAAAUGAGCUGGUUUCUCUUAACUUAUUCACCUCAGGAAAAGACAACGAAGGAAACACUGCAUUGCAUCUGGCGGCUAAAAAUGGCCAUGAUAACGUGGUAGAAGUUCUCCUUCUUCAGUGGGAAGAAAUAAAUGAGUUCAAUCAGAAUGGUGAAACGCCGUUUUAUCUGGCUGUUGAAGGAGGCCAUGAAAAAUGUGCUGAUCUCUUACUGCAAGCAGGCAGUGACAUCAAUAUUUUGAAUAAAUACAGUACCAGUGCAUUGCAUAUUGCAACUCAGAAUGGACAUACACCUUUGGUCAGAUUUCUUAUCAAUAAAAAUAUAGAUCUCGAUGCUCGAUCUGAGCAAAAUAAUUCUGCUCUGCAUUUGGCCAUCAUAAAAAACAACCUACCAGUGAUACAAAGUUUAAUAGAUGCUAAGCAUGACUUAAACUCUCUCAAUCAGAACCAUCAAACACCUUUGCACGUGACAGCAGACCUUGGAAAUGUAGAAGUAAUGGAAAUGCUCUUAAAGGCAGGUUGUGACCUCAACAUUGUCGAUAAGCAAGGAAAAACUCCACUGGCUGUAGCUUCCAGGAGUAACCAUGCCUUGGUUGUUGAUAUGAUUAUAAAAGCAGAGAGAUACUACACGUGGGAAAAGGAAAGUUGCCAUAGUGGUGAUGACCUGUCUUUUAAACAAGACCACAGUUUGCAGACCAAGCAGAUCCGCGCCUCCCUUUGGAAUCUGGCUUAUAAUCACUUAAAAAUGCGGGAAUGGACAAAACUUGCACAGUUAUGGAAGUUUACAGAUCAACAAAUCACAGCUAUUGAGGAACAAUGGACAGGAAAAAAGAGCUACAAGGAACAUGGACACAGAAUGCUUCUGAUUUGGCUACAUGGUGUCCUCAUUGCUGGCCAGAAUCCAAUCAAACAUUUGUAUGAAGACCUGGUGAAAUGUGGAUUCCAACAACUAGCUGAGAAGAUGAGAGCAGAGAGUAAUACUGGCACAGAUUCCAAGAAAUGCACAGUUUCAUGAACUGAUCUAUCAAAGAAAGAAUGAAGCUACAUUCUCAAAUGAUUUACAAAUAAUCUAGUUAAUUUCAUUUACAAAAAACUGAUCCUUCAAAAGCAGCAUUUUGCUCAUUACACAUUUCUUUUCACUGUAAUAAUUUUGCAGGUGUAUUUGCAUAUUUAUUUGUGAGGUGAAAAAGGAUACUCCCUCCCUGGCUCUCAGCAAUGUUUUUUAAAUUAGAAAAGAUGAUACGUUUUUGCUACAACAGAAUGUAUUAAUUUUGUAAUGCACGUGUGAAUUAAAUUUAGAUGGGAAAAGUUGCUUUUUUGGAUUAUAGCUCCCAGACCUCCCCAGACGGCAUGACCAUUCCAUCUUUGGUCAAGCUAUAUAUUUGUUACAUGCAGAAUACAUAUUUUAAGCUUAAUCUAAUGAAUAUGAUGUAAAUGUAAUGGUGGGAUAGGCAACAUGCAACAUUGUGGGCAUUUAUUUUCAGCCCCCAAGGCCAUCUGGAAGCUACUCCAUUUUUUAAAUAAAAUUGGAAGAGACCAAUUUCUGCUCCUGGAGGCUCCCUACAACUAGUAAUUUUUAAGUUGAGACCUUGUGAGGGGGAGGUAUGGUAUCUAUUAAGAACUCUCAAUUCUCCAGCAAAAAUGAAGCCAGAAUCACCGAUUUAGGCAGCUCCUGUUUUCAUUUUUUUUAAAAAAAGAUUUGCACGAAACAACUAUGUCCAGGCCUGGUACAGCCCACAUCAGACUUUUAAGACAAAUAUUAUAUUUCCCAUCUUUGCUGUAUGGACAUAAAGUAAUGUUAGAUUCAUAUUUUACUUAGUACUUCGUGCCAAAUAGUAUACAAGUGAUGUUCUUUCAGUAUAAUUCAUUGCAGAAGCCUUUCUUGACACAUUUUCUUUUUUAAAAAUUACCUGUUAAAUGUUUCCUUCCACCCAUUUCUGCUAGUAGACAUCUGUUAGGAUUUGUCAUUUUAAAUAAAAUGUUCUUCCAGAAACGAUGUGAUGGAUAACAGCAACAAAAUCAGGAAGGGCUCUACAUAUAUGUGUUUCCCCCGUCAUCUUUAUCUCACUGUCAUUCCCCCCAUGACCCAUCAAAUAACUGCUUAGAAAAUUUAAGGACACUAUAAAAGUACUGCAACUGGACGGUGAAUCUACCAUGUCCGCAGCAGUGUCUGAGACACAGUAACAUCACAGCAAACAACUAGGAGUUAAUGAGGUGCACAUUUCUUACUACAGUCAACCCUUGACUUACAAACUUAAUCCGUUCCGGAAGGA